AAUAUUUUUCUUUGUUCUUUAAUCCUUCUUCCAAUCUUCAUUCAAUUCAGUGCUAUUGUAACAACAGCAAUAAAGUACUUUUUUUUUUUUCUCCAGCAUUUGGAUCACGACACCACCAUAACCACAACUCUUCCCCCGUUUCAACUUAAUUUAUCACCACUGCCACCGUUCAAGAUACAUACAUUUUAAAUUAAUCAGGAUGCAUUACUGUCAUAGCUGUCACAGCUGUCAGCACAAAGGACUUUUGUCCUCACAGAAGUGCCACCAUCUUUCAUCUUCAUCUACUUCUUCUCGCAUCACCAUCACUCUCUCGUUGAUCACGCUCACUCUGAGCUGUUUGAUUUCAGUCUCGGAUGCUCAAUCUUUUCAACCUGUCGGAACCCGUCGUAUUGGAUUCGCCACGAUCAACGAUGCAUUGUAUAUUCAAGGAGGAUACGACCAGGAAGCAUCCAGUCAAUUCAUCUCUCUGGAUCUCUCAACUUCCUGGACUACAUCCUCUGCUUCUUGGACUAAACUCCCUGAUGGACAAUCAAGUACCCAUUUAGCAUUGGCACCCAUCAGUUCAGCUUCCAAUGGAGGACCCAAGGGUACGAUUUUAGCCAUUGGAGGAGUGGGUAAAAAUACGGAAUUUUUCACUACAUUUGAUAUCGAUUCCAGUACCUGGAAUCUUCAGUCCACUGUUAAACCCCCUUAUCCGGAACUAGAAGGUCAUGCUGCUGUAUCAGAUCCUAAUACAGGAUUGAUUUAUAUCAUCGGGGGCUUUGGCCGCACCAAUUCCAACACGACUUAUAAUCAAUUCUCAGUCUAUGACCCUAAAUCAGGAAAGUUGGUUACUCAACAAUCUGCCUCAGCAGAUUCGAGUGUGACAGAUUUGACAGCAGCCUUUAUCAGUUCUCGAAAUUCAAUCAUCACUCUUGGAGGAACAAGAGCUCCUCCAGCGAGUGUGGCUGCAUUGGAAUCUGAAGAGUUCAACGAAUAUGAUAUUGCCUCAAGGACUUGGAAGACAAUGUCCACAUCUGGAGACAAACCUCCUGCUCGGUUGGAUCAUUGCAUGGCUGCUUCGGAGGACGGUUCCACGGUUGUUGUAUUUGGAGGCGCGGCGGACAAUAAUCUUUUUUACAACACGAUUUACAUUUUGGACGUCAAAAGUGGGAAAUGGAGACAAGGACAACCAGCCCCUGUAGCUCGAACGAGGAUGGCCUGUGCACUUCAUUCGCAUCAAUUCAUUGCCUGGGGUGGAUCCAGUGGAUCGGCCCGAAGCACCAUGCUCAACAGUUUACCUAUCGUCUAUAAUCUGAAUCAAGAUAAAUGGACAGACGAAUAUAGUGUGGGCGAAAAGAAAGAAUCAUCCAGCACUGGAACCAUCAUCGGAGCAUUAGUAGCGUUUUGUGCACUUGUUGGUCUAGGAGCUUUCUUGGUCGUCCGAUGGAGACGGAAAAAAAGAGAGGCAAAUGGGACCGCUUAUCGACCAGAUGCUUUCGUUGCGGCAGCAAGUUCAGAAGAUGAUUCUAAUAUUAAAGUACAGGUGUCCUCAUCUACAGUAGCUAGUAGUCCUCAUACUCCAGCGGCACCAGCAGCAAUCGAUGGAAUGGGUGAUGGUGGCUACCAUGGCUGUUAUGCUAACAAUGAAUACCCGCUUAACAAGAUGGAAGGCUAUCAUAGUCCUAACAUUCCAGUCGAUCCCCAACAGCAUCAGUAUUACCAUACACCUAUGGUUGCACACAAUGCUCCCGUAGGUGGAUAUGGAUCUGAAAAGUAUAUGGGCGAUGGUAGCCCGUAUGGUGCUCAUUCUAGCCCUUACAUGAUGAGUUCUCCAGCGACACAUUAUGGUGGUAGCGUUGCCGCCAGUGGAGUGCAAUCUCCUCCAACAGUGUAUCAGAGUCAUGCGAAUGACUCAAACCCAUUCGUGUCACCUGAUGAGUUCCAUUCCGGUCCUGGGUAUCACCAAAAUAUGCCCUCACCAAGCCCUAAUCCGUUUAUGGCCAGUUCUGCCUCUGUAGCUGUCAAAGCAACUGCAACUGAAUACUAUCACCAUCCACCACCUUCCAGUCAUUACAAUAGCAGCCACGUCUCCCCGUAUGAUCCUUUCUAUCAACAGGGUUAUCAAGCCUCUUCUACAACGUGGCCUGCUACAACGAUGUAUCCAGUACAACAGAGUCCAUCGCCAGGCGCGCGCGCUCCACAGGUGAUAAUUGAAAACAAUGAUAAUAACAGUAGUGUCGACAACAAUAAGAAAGCCAGUAAUGACGGAUAUGUCCCACCACCUCUGUAAUUAGACUC
Lobosporangium transversale is the source of this 2280-nucleotide messenger RNA. RefSeq lists its product as hypothetical. Bases 200 to 2272 code for a protein of 690 amino acids. The record is from RefSeq and is a predicted model, not a curated record. Gene Ontology annotation, molecular function: protein binding. The transcript is spliced from 3 exons. Lineage: Eukaryota; Fungi; Mortierellomycota; Mortierellomycetes; Mortierellales; Mortierellaceae.